AUGUCUUCAUUCUCGACCGACUACAGCAUGUCAAGUAUCAACAGUAUCAACGAAAACAUUUACAACGCUCAAAAAUUAGCGAAAUCUCCAAAAUAUCGAUUGAGAAAAAUUUUCAAGCCGAUAUUAAAGAUGUUGCUGAAUAAAAGCAAGAGAUCUGCUCAGAAUGUUUGUAAAUGUAAGAAUUCGUCGUUUGAUAGCUACGAUUACGCUUCAGAGAUCUGUGAUAAUGACUUGAAUGAGACUUUAGAAACGAGAAUUAUGGAUGAAAUCAGAGAUUGCGCCGAUAAUUCAGCUGUUUAUGUUUAUGGUGAGAAAGAUCAACUGGUGUCAGUCGACAGAAAUCAGACUUUUGUGCCAGUACAUUUCGCUCGAACAAAGACCGGAACAUUCUUCUGGACAUCAUUCGACAACAGCGAACAUUUCGAUCCAGACAGCCAAUUACCACAACUUCAUUUCAACCAAUACGAUCGAUGGGUACAAGCAUGA
This is a messenger RNA of Clunio marinus, 486 nucleotides long. The record is from the annotation of a GenBank genome assembly. Lineage: Eukaryota; Metazoa; Arthropoda; Insecta; Diptera; Chironomidae.